Messenger RNA from Hyaloperonospora brassicae, 2073 nucleotides. The record is from the annotation of a GenBank genome assembly. Lineage: Eukaryota; Oomycota; Peronosporomycetes; Peronosporales; Peronosporaceae.
AUGACUGCAACUGCCGUGUCGAUUCGCAAUGGCCACUUUGUCGAUGCGCAAGGCCGCGUCCGGCUUCUCCGCGGCGUCAACUUGGGCGGCUCUUCGAAGCUCCCGUUCAACUACCGCCACACAAACAGUCACUGCAGCAGCAGCGAUCGUUUCUUCAGCAGCGCACGCAGCGUCUCGUUUGUCAAUCGUCCGUUCCCAUUGAGUGAAGCGCCUGUGCACUUUGCGAGACUCCAGCGCUGGGGCUUGACGCUCCUUCGCUUUGUCGUCACGUGGGAAGCAGUCGAACAUGGCGGACCAGGAGUGUACGACCAGGAGUUUCUAUGCUACGUGCGUGACCUCGUUGAACUUGCAGCCGACUAUGACCUCAGUGUUUACAUUGAUCCACACCAAGACGUGUGGUCGAGAUGGACGGGCGGCGAUGGCGCGCCAAUGUGGACAUUGGAAAGUGUGGGACUCGAGCCGCGCAACUUUGAGGCCACGAAAGCAGCGCUGUGUAUUGAAACGUGUGGCGUAGAGGCAAAGAAGUUUCCCAAGAUGAUUUGGCCGACGAACUACUUCAAAAUGGCGUGUGCUACUAUGUUUUCACUUUUUUGGGGAGGUGCUAAAUGUGCGCCCUCGUGUACGGUCCAUGGCGUUCAAGUACAAGAGUAUCUGCAGUCGCACUACUUGGAUGCAAUGGCAAAACUGGCCGAAGCACUGGAGGGACUGACAAACGUUGUGGGCUUUGGAACGAUGAAUGAACCUUCUUCUGGGUACUUGGGACUCAAGAACUUAGACAAGCAUUAUCACCACGGAGAGCUGAAGUACGAACUAGCACCCACACCUUUCGAAGGCAUGGCCCUUGCUGACGGCCAUCGGCAGGUCAUUCAGCGCUGGUCAAAUGGUGCAAACCAACACGUGUUUGGACGACCCGAUGAGCUUGUGACAGUAGAUCCUAAGGGAGUACGCGCUUGGCAGCGAGGUCGACGCUGCAUCUGGAGGGAAGAAGGCGUUUGGGACGUGGAUGACCAGACUGGCAAACCAGUCUUGCUGCGUCCAGAUCACUUUGCCGACAUCAUGUUUGGUCGCGAUUGCUACGUGCCUUUUGCAGCGCACUUCACCAAGCGCAUUCGCAGCAUCCUGCCCCACGCUUUGCUGUUCGUUGAGCUGCCACCACUAGAGUUCAGCAUUGACGAGUUCCCUGACAUUGACGAUACUUUGAUUCCACGCGCAGUCAAUGCUACGCACUGGUACGACGGGGUCACGUUGUUCUUGCGUGCCUGGCGUCCGUAUUUCACAGUAGACCCAAGGACAAAGCGUCCUGCAUUUGGCUCUGCUGCGGUGCGCAGGAUGCAUAUGAAGCAGCUAGAGGGUAUCAAGGUCUACGGGAGAGAGCAGAUGAAGAAUGCUCCGACGCUCAUUGGCGAAACGGGUAUCCCGUUUGACAUGCACGCCGGCUCAGCAUACCGAAACGGUGACUUUCGUGCGCAAAUUGGCGCUCUGGACAAUACUAUCUCGUGUCUCGAGGCCUCGUUGGUUUCGUUCACGCUUUGGUGUUACACGUCGGACAACUGCAAUGACUAUGGCGAUCAGUGGAAUCUGGAGGACUUGAGUUUGAUCAGCAAGGUCAAGUCUGUCCAGCCAGACGACCGGCUGUCGGUCUCAAAUCCAGACGCCUGUGCGCGAGCACUGAAGGCAUUUGCUCGUCCCUAUGCCACACGCAUUGCAGGCACUCCGUCCAAGUCGGAGUUCCAGCUUUCUUGCGUGCGCUACGAGUUGGAGUACUGCUCGGUUUCAGGCAGCUCGUGUAAAACAUCCGUGCACCACCCAACGGAAGUCUUUGUGCCGCAUCUGCAGUACCCCAAGGGCUAUUCGGUGGAAGUGUCCGAUGGCCGCUUUUCUUGUCAGUCGUACAACGGAUGGGACAUCGUGUCGUACUUGCACGAUCCCUCCAAGGCUGAUCAUUUGCUCGUGAUUACAUCAAAGGACGCAAGUAUUGAGAAACGUCGUCGGUCACGCGCUUGUCGACGGAAAACGGUGAUGCCUUUCGUUUUACUGAUCGCUGGUUUCGUCUUGUACCUGAUUCUCGGAUGA